CUACUCAGCAGUCAAUCAUAACUCAACCGCCGUGCGGAUCAGUUGUUGCGCGUGUUCGCGGGUGCUUUUCGAGUUUUCCACCGGUAGAUUUCCGAAGUCAUUCGUUGCGGUGGUUAUUUUGUGCACGACUUCUACAGUUAGCUGCGAAGAAAGCUAAGUGCAGUGCCGAAACCUUUUGGUGACCUUGCAGAAAGCAAAGUUUUUUGAAGUCUCGCCGUGACAAGGGUCAACUUUAAUUACCGAUUCCAUUUCACAAAAAAGGGUAAAAACGCAAUUCGCUUCGGAGAAAUCUACGCGCGCGGAUUUGUGUCACAGCCAUAGUAAGAGGCUAGCGAGAGAGAGAGAGAGUGUGUGUGCUCAAGAAGGCAAUAGUACCAGAAGAAAAAAAAACCGCGUUCAAACGGCAGGAGGCAAAAAAGCAGCUCAUUGCUCAAGAAAAGAGAAAAGAGUUUGCGGUCAUCAUCAUCAGCAGCAGCACCGCGCCGUCGUCCUCAUCGUCGUGGUCGUCGCCACUACCUGGACAGAAAGCGAAAGAAACCGUUGCGCCGUGUGUGAAAGUCCGCGAGGCCUAUUCAACUUGAAACCAACCGCACAGUCGGGCAGUCGGGAUGGAUCGAUUCUUACGGUUCUUCGUUAAGUUUCACGGCUAUGCCAUCGCACUGCUCAGCAUCUUGUUUGCCCUAGUGAGCGUGCUGUUCACUCGACUCAAUUACCAGUACCCGUUAGAGGAGUGGUACAAUUUCCGCUUCUCCGGGAUCCCGAUGCUGAUUUUGGGCGCUGCCUGGAUUAUGGCCAGCCUCGUGCUCGUAAUCGGGGUGUUUAAGGAAUGCCCCAAGCUGAUCUACCCAUACGGAGCCGUUUUUGUGGUGGAAUUGGGCACGCUGAUUCUACGGGACGUCUACCUGCUGGUGGCCGGCAAGGACUGGGACGAGAUGGUGUUCAUCAACAUCAGCGUCGUGCUGCUACUGUUCAUCAUCCCGUACAUUGCCCUCAGCCUGCUCGCCCUGCUCAAACUGAUCGAGGUGGAUCCAAUCAUGCCGAAAAGUCGCUCCGAUAACUUCGUGAGAUUUGACAACACUCAAACCAACACGGAAGCAUAGAAAAUGGGAGCCUCAAGAUUUCGGCCACUCGGCGGUUUUUCGGUAGCAUCAACAUCAACAUCGAAAAAGGGGGCCAACAGUCAUCGUCUUCAUUAUUUUGGGCGAUCAUAAUAAGGUACAACUGCAGCAGUCAUCGUCCAUUCAGAGGCUACCAACAGCGCUCAAAACCAGCCCAAAAAAUCACCACCGAUCGGCUCCUAUUACGAGACCAUACCAUAAAUGCGCACACUCGUUAAACAGCGUGAACAAGAGUAAGGCCCCCAGACUCUUUCGAAAACUACCCCCUUUCGCCCGGUGUCUUACCCCUCCUCCCCCUCAUGCAAAAAGGGAAAGACACUCGCGCAUAAUGGAGUUGAAGAGAUUUUAAUUGUUUAUUGUUAGGUUAGGCUCUUUAUAACUGACACGGCGGUGUGGUGUAACGCGGCGAUGCAUUUUUCUCCGCGCUAAUGUUUCUUCGAACGUUUCUUCUUCGCUAUUUUUUCCUCGCGAAAAAAGCCCCGGGAGCUUUUUCUGUCCGACAAGCAACACUUUUUUUCUUCUUGUACAUGUAAGGUUAUAAGGAAUUUCAUCGAAUGAUGGCUACGCUCCUCUAGCAGUAAGAUGAACAACAACUGCGACAUCGAAACCGAACUUACGACACUUUCACGGCGUCUGUUAUAAUUCUAGUUUUUAAUCGUUAUUCUGACCUCGAAACUGACUGAUUCUAGAAACUUUCUGUAAGUUUUAAUUUCUAACUCUAAGCUAAGGUUGAAUGUUUUCGAGACGAUUUUACUGCCACUGGAUCGUAGUCACACGAACAUUACAAACGUAUAUUUAUUCUCGUUCACACAUCCCUACACUUAAUAUUUUUUAACGAAUGCGAUAGGUUUUAUUCCUACCAACAGUAUUGAUUAAGAGUUAAAUGAAGUAUUGAAAUAAUG
Aedes aegypti (yellow fever mosquito) is the source of this 2020-nucleotide messenger RNA. RefSeq lists its product as uncharacterized. The record is from RefSeq and is a predicted model, not a curated record. The coding region runs from base 609 to 1100 and encodes 163 amino acids. Lineage: Eukaryota; Metazoa; Arthropoda; Insecta; Diptera; Culicidae. The transcript has 6 exons.